This is a messenger RNA of Insectozyma verbasci, 213 nucleotides long. NCBI's taxonomy places the organism in Eukaryota, Fungi, Ascomycota, Pichiomycetes, Serinales, Debaryomycetaceae. The record is from the annotation of a GenBank genome assembly.
AUGGCCAAGGCUAAAGAUUCAAGAACCAUGAUUAAAAUGGUUUCAAGUGCAUUAACAGGAUAUGAAAAAUGGUUUAGAAUACCCAGAAGAACACCAAAAUUGAACUUAAUAUUAUAUGACCCAAAAGCUCAAAGACAUUGUCUAUUUACAGAAGCAAGAAAAAGAAAAAUACCAGAACCAACACCAAAAGAUUAUAUAAGAAGUCACAGGUAA